This is a messenger RNA of Aspergillus puulaauensis, 672 nucleotides long. Its product is annotated as cupin domain-containing protein. The transcript has a single exon. Bases 1 to 672 code for a protein of 223 amino acids. Lineage: Eukaryota; Fungi; Ascomycota; Eurotiomycetes; Eurotiales; Aspergillaceae. The record is from RefSeq and is a predicted model, not a curated record.
AUGGAGCUACCGGAGCCAAUUGCGUACAAUAUUAAGCCCACAGACCUUAUCCCCAACUCACCAAAGCCCCUUUUGCUGUACAAGAACUGCUUCUUCCGAGACGGCAAAAUUGACCCCGUUCUUGUAUACGACACCUUCAAGAAGAAUGGUUGGGAUCCUCAGUGGGUGACCAGAUAUGGCCGCCUCCAGAGAUCGCACUACCAUGGACAGACUCACGAGGUAAUGGUCGUGCUUUCAGGCCCCGGUGCCAUUCGCUGGGGCGUCGCGGACCUAGAUGACGAUCCAGAGAAACAUACCUACGGUGGCGCGAAUGAGAAAGCAGGCUUGGACAUGGUUGCAAAUGUAGGGGACGUAUUCGUCAUUCCAGCGGGUGUCUCGCAUAAAAACUAUAAUCCGAACACGACAAUGCCGGAGUCAGAGUGUCUAACAGGAGAUGCGCACCAUAUCGAGUCCAAUGACCAGAGAGGAUUAGUGGGCGAACUACCGUUGGUUGAGUUUACGAUGCUGGGCGCGUACCCAAGAGGAUUUACUUGGACGUGGGCGGAGGGAGGCGAGCAUGCUGGCAGGUUUGACGAGGUAUGGAAUGUUGCUACUCCAGAGCUGGAUCCCGUGGUUGGUGAUAAGGGGGGGAUCACCGUGUACUGGAAUCCAGCAGUAAACGGUGUCUCCUAA